Molecule: messenger RNA, 714 nt
Organism: Zygotorulaspora mrakii
Lineage: Eukaryota; Fungi; Ascomycota; Saccharomycetes; Saccharomycetales; Saccharomycetaceae
Gene: RIB5
Product: riboflavin synthase
Exons: 1
Coding region: 1-714 (237 amino acids)
Biological process (GO): riboflavin biosynthetic process
Molecular function (GO): riboflavin synthase activity
Source: RefSeq, a predicted model, not a curated record
AUGUUCACUGGUAUCGUUGAGCACAUUGGCACGGUCUUGGGAUAUCAAGCCUUUGACGACACCGCCAGCGGUGGAAAUGGUGUGUCAAUUACUAUUGGUAAUGCCAAACCGAUUCUACUCGACUGUCAUAUUGGCGAUUCUAUUGCUGUUAAUGGCGUGUGUCUUACUGUGACCGAAUUUAACGAAGAUACGUUCAAAGUGGGUAUUUCCCCUGAGACCAUUAAAAGAACAAACGUUGCAUCGUGGCAACAAGGUGCGAAGGUUAACUUGGAACGUGCUGUUUCUCAAGACGUGAGAUUUGGUGGCCACUACGUGCAAGGCCAUGUUGAUACUGUUGCUACGAUUGAGUCUCGAAAGUCGGAAGGCAACUCUAUCAUAUUCGGAUUUAAAUUGAGGGAUCCACAACUCGAAAAAUACAUCGUAGAAAAGGGAUUUAUAUGUAUUGAUGGUACAUCCUUAACGGUUACUGAUGUUUUGAGUGAUGGAACUUUUUUUAUCAGUAUGAUCAAGCACACCCAAGAGAACGUAAUCAUGCCAUUCAAGAAAACAAAUGAAGAGGUUAAUAUUGAGGUUGAUCUCACGGGAAAGGUCAUCGAAAAGCAAAUUCAAGUAACGUUAGAUAAUCAAAUCAAGAACGAAGACAGCCCACUGAAUAAACUGGUAGGCAAGAUCAUCGAAGAAAAGCUUGAAAAAUACUUAAAUGGGAGAACUUGA